AUGCGGGUGCACAACCUUCUCUUCAGCGCGAUCGUCACCCUCAGAUCCAUCGAGACAUCGUCCGAGAUCACCCCGAUGAACAUGAGGGAUGGAGCCCCGAUGACCAGAAAAGUGGACAGGCUGCUGCGAAGGCGCAUGCGGUCUGGCGUAGCAGAGUACCUCACUCGGUGGGUUGGGUACGACGAUGAGUCGUGGGAGCCGGCAAAAGCUCUUCCAGAACGGAUGAUCGCGGCCUUUGAGCUGCAGUAUGCUGCCGAUCAUGGCCAUGCAAGCAUCCCACGGCUGCUAGGCGAAGGACGGCGAGAGCUCGAGCUCCUCGAGCCGUCGCCCUCGCCGAAGUCACCGUCUCCUAAGCCGCCACCCUCGACACGGACUGCGCGGACUGCGGCGAUCGCUUUCGGGCGGCGGCAGAUUUCGCGCAUGUCGUCGACAAUGAGGCGGCGCGAGUCGGCGGUGCGGCCGGUAAACAGGGAAGCCUUCUGA
Emiliania huxleyi CCMP1516 is the source of this 483-nucleotide messenger RNA. RefSeq lists its product as hypothetical. Bases 1 to 483 code for a protein of 160 amino acids. The record is from RefSeq and is a predicted model, not a curated record. Lineage: Eukaryota; Haptophyta; Isochrysidales; Noelaerhabdaceae. The transcript has 4 exons.